UUUAUGUGUGUUUCUUGUAAAUCAGCUGCUUUCUCUUUUCCAAACGAAAGUAAAAAUCAGGUAUAAAAGCUGGUUGGGUCGGCCUCCACCUCAGGAGUUUCCUCCACACAUCCGACAGGAACGCAGCAGCUUCUCCACCCAGAAGAAACCAGAAGGAAGAUGUUUGCAGACAUCAGGAAUGUUUCAACCACAGGAGCCUCGGCUCAAACAGCCCGACAGGACAAGCUGACGGUGUCAGGUGUGAGUGCAUCACACGCCAUGGCGCAGACUGACGCCGGCAGAAUGAUGAGAUAUAAGGACAAGAUCACAGCGGUGGGACACAGGCUUGGGGUUGAUCCAGCUCUGAUUGCCGGCAUCAUCUCCAGGGAGUCCAGGGCCGGAAACGUCCUGCAGAAUGGCUGGGGGGACCAUGGAAACGGCUGGGGACUGAUGCAGGUUGAUGUCAAUCCUCGUGGAGGUGGACACAAGGCUGAGGGAGCGUGGGACAGCGAGGAGCAUCUCUCCCAGGCCACCGGGAUCCUCACUCAUUUCAUUCAUCGGAUGGAGAAGAAAUUCCCAAACUGCUCCAAAGAGCAGCAGCUGAAAGGAGGCAUCGCCGCCUACAACACUGGAGACGGACGAGUGCACUCCUGCGACGACGUGGAUGCCCACACAACUGGCAAAGAUUACGCCAAUGAUGUUGUCGCCAGAGCUCAGUGGUACAAGAACCACGGCUACUAACAGCUCCGAAAAAAAUAUCCUGCAGUAAAAGCUACAACAAAAAAUGUUAAUUUUUUUAAGAAAUUUAAUUUUAAGAAAUUUAAGAAAUUUUAAGAAAAAGUCGUAAUUGUUAAAUUAUGAGAGUAAAGUGGUAUAUUUACCGCUUUAAAAGUGGUAGGUUGAAUUUCUGACUCCUUUCUUUCACAUUUUUUUCUUUAAAACAUGUAAAUUUAUGAGAAAAAACACCAAAGUUGUCUGUAAUCUGUGUCGUGUUCUCAGAAACAUCACAGUUCUUUCAGAUCCACGAUCACUUUAACGUCAAACUGAUCACAUUCCUUUUCUGGGAAUUAAUUUGCAUUUGUGACAAUGGAUAGUUUGGACUUGAAUAUUUCUUUGUUGUUAGAAAGCAUGAAGGCAGCAGCAAAAGGGUUGUUGGAGACGGAUGGAAAACCUCCACAUCCAUCCAUCAUAAGUCACUUUUAGAUGUUAGAAGAAGUGAUGAAGAUGCUCAAAGUAAAGAGCUGAUGGCAGCAGAGUAAUUCCCUUUGCUUCUUUUUUUUAAUGGUUCAUUUUUGGAUCCACAAAGAACAUCUGAUCUCCUUUAAACAGUUGAACAUGAAUAAGAUGCUGAAAAAAUGGAUUCUGUUGUGUUUAAAGCAGAAUUUUCCUGAACAUUUCUAAAUAAACGUAAAGCUUUGACACAAA
This is a messenger RNA of Oryzias latipes (Japanese medaka), 1404 nucleotides long. RefSeq names its product lysozyme g. Gene Ontology annotation, biological process: peptidoglycan catabolic process; defense response to Gram-positive bacterium. Gene Ontology annotation, molecular function: lysozyme activity. Gene Ontology annotation, cellular component: extracellular region. NCBI's taxonomy places the organism in Eukaryota, Metazoa, Chordata, Actinopteri, Beloniformes, Adrianichthyidae. The record is from RefSeq and is a predicted model, not a curated record.